Coregonus clupeaformis (lake whitefish) is the source of this 1752-nucleotide messenger RNA. Its product is annotated as phosphoethanolamine N-methyltransferase 3. Bases 197 to 1684 code for a protein of 495 amino acids. The transcript is spliced from 12 exons. The record is from RefSeq and is a predicted model, not a curated record. Lineage: Eukaryota; Metazoa; Chordata; Actinopteri; Salmoniformes; Salmonidae.
CACGCACAUAUGUCACCCGUUAUUUAAACAGGAGCAGUCGCAUCAAGUUUCCAUUAGUGUGACAGUGAUAACACUCGGACAUACCAUCGGCUGAUAGUUCAUAGCUGUUAGUCACUGAACACUAACAGUAAUAGUUAGCUCUUUUUUCUUAUUUUCUAUUUUUUUACAAUUUAAACUGUUUUGAACUUCAUCGAACAUGGACAUCAAAGAGAGGAGUACGAUGACGGAGUUCUGGAAGGAGCACAGCCACCAGGCCACGGUAGAGGAGAUGAUGUUGGACUCUCAUGCCCAGGAGCUGACCCAGCACGAGCUGCCUGAGAUCCUCUCCCUGCUGCCCAGCCUGCCCGGCCAAAGGGUCCUGGAGCUGGGCGCCGGCAUCGGGAGAUACACCAGCCACCUGUUGACCCAGGCCAGUCACGUGACAGCGGUGGACUUCAUGGAGAGCUUCGUGGAGAAGAACAGACAGGACAACGGUCACCAUGGCAACGCCUCCUUCCUCCAGGCAGACGUCACCAAGCUGGACUUCCCCAAAAACAGUUUUGACAUCAUCUUCUCCAACUGGCUGCUGAUGUAUCUGAGUGACGAGGAGCUGAGGACACUAACAGAGAGGAUGCUGGGAUGGCUCAGCCCGGGAGGAUACCUGUUCUUCAGGGAGUCCUGCAACCACCAAUCAGGUGACAGUAAGAGGACAUUUAACCCCACCCACUACAGAUCGUCGGCCCACUACAGUCACAUGAUGACAACAACACUGAGGGAGGAGUCAGAGGGGGCGGAGAAGCAAGUGUUUGGCUUUGACAUCGUGCUCAAUAAAACCGUGCAGACAUACAUCAAGAUGAAGAACAACCAGAACCAGGUGUGUUGGCUGCUGGAGAAGGUGGGUCGGGACACAUCCUGUCAGGAGGGCUUCAGAACCUUCCAGCAGUUCCUGGACAACCAGCAGUACACGCGCAACGGCAUCCUGCGAUACGAGAAGAUGUUUGGGGCAGGAUACGUCAGCACCGGGGGACCAAGCACUACCAAGGAGUUUGUGGACAUGCUGAACUUGAAGCCUGGGAUGAAGGUGCUGGAUGUGGGGUGUGGCAUCGGUGGUGGAAACUUCUACAUGGCAAAGACCUUCGGCGUGGAGGUGCUCGGACUGGACCUGUCAGCCAACAUGGUGGAUAUCGCCAUAGAGAGGGCCAUGGAGGAGAAGAUUCCAUCGGUCCAUUUCGAGGUGGCUGACGCCACUAAGAGAGAGUUCCCAGAAGGGUCGUUUGAUGUGGUAUACAGUCGUGACACCAUCCUGCACAUCGACGACAAACUGGCACUGUUCAAACGCUUCCACUCGUGGCUGAAGCCCGGUGGCCAGGUCCUGGUCACUGACUACUGCUGUGGGGAGAGGCCCUGGACUCCUCAGUUCCAGGAGUAUGUCAAACAGAGAGGUUACGUCCUCUACACCCCAACACAGUACGGCAAGUUCUUACAUCAGGCUGGUUUCUCUAACGUACGUGCCGAGGACAGGACGGCUCAGUUCAUGCAGGUGAUCCGGACAGAGAUGGAGAGAGCGGCGGCCAUGAUAGACGAGUUCAUUAAGGAGUUCUCAGAGGAAGACUACCUGGCCAUAAUCAACGGCUGGAGCGACAAACUUAAACGCUGCAACACUGGGGACCAACGCUGGGGCCUAUUCCAUGCAACAAGGAACUGAGAGAGAUGAGAGAGAGAGAGAGGGAGAGAGAGAGAGAGGGGGGAGAGAGAGAGAGAAACAGAGACAGA